Messenger RNA from Alosa sapidissima (American shad), 1442 nucleotides. RefSeq names its product RAS, dexamethasone-induced 1 (gene rasd1). The transcript has 2 exons. Bases 109 to 906 code for a protein of 265 amino acids. Gene Ontology annotation, molecular function: GTPase activity; GTP binding. The record is from RefSeq and is a predicted model, not a curated record. Lineage: Eukaryota; Metazoa; Chordata; Actinopteri; Clupeiformes; Clupeidae.
UCAGACUUGAGAUCAUAUGCUCACAUAGCGGUCGAACAGGAGGGAUACUUCAUACUAUCCGACUCAGCGUGUUUCAGAAUCGUUCUUGCACGGCGAAAUACGUAAAAGAUGAUAAAGAAAAUGGCACCUACGGAAAAUGAGUUUGAUAUACCAGCCAAGAACUGCUACCGGAUGGUGAUUCUGGGUUCCACCAAAGUUGGCAAGACAGCGAUUGUGUCCCGGUUUCUGUAUGGCAAAUUUGAUGACCAGUAUACGCCAACAAUCGAGGACUUUCACAGAAAACUCUACAGUAUCAAAGGAGAUGUUUACCAGCUAGACAUUUUGGAUACCUCUGGAAAUCACCCGUUUCCAGCAAUGCGGAGAUUAUCAAUACUUACAGGUGAUGUCUUUAUCCUGGUGUUCAGCCUGGACAACCGGGAGUCCUUUCAGGAGGUGCAGCGACUAAAGAGACAGAUCUUCGAAACCAAGUCCUUGCUGAAGAAUAAGACCAAAGAGAACGUGGACGUGCCGUUGGUCAUCUGCGGGAACAAGGGCGACCGCGAGUUCUACCGCGAAGUGCAGAGGGAGGAAAUCGAACAGCUUAUAGCUGGGGACGAGCAGUGCGCCUAUUUCGAGAUUUCUGCAAAAAAAAACACAAACGUGGACCAGAUGUUUCAGCGACUCUUCACGUUGGCCAAACUCCCCAACGAAAUGAGCCCAGACCUGCACAGAAAGGUAUCCGUGCAGUACUGCGACAUGCUGCACAGAAAGUCCCUCAAAAACAAGAAGCCAAAGGACAGUGACGCGUACGGCAUCGUGGCUCCGUUUGCGCGGAGACCGAGCGUGCACAGUGACUUGAUGUACAUAAAAGAGAAGGCAGUUGGCGGUGGACAGGCUAAGGACAAGGAGCGGUGCGUAAUUAGCUAAGCUUUCAAGCAAGUGAUUUUGAUGCUAUCCUGAAAUGACUUCGUCAACACAGCAGCAGACUGUCUGAGACUGUCACAGUUCUGCAGCCUGGACGGAGUUCCAGAGGGGUUUCCACGGUGUGCCCAAGUCCUGCCUGCGAACUCUUCAGGCAACGGCUCGGGGCCAGGAUCCCGCCACAUUUCGCGGACUGCAAGCCUCUGUUCUGUGCCGCAAGCGCUUAAAAACAGAGUGUUCAUUUGUUCCGUUGAGCCAGAGAGCUAUGUGAUGUGGCGUUAAACCUGAAACGUGUAAAAUAUGCUUGUCUUAACAUCUGCCUUCAUUCAGUUUUGAGAGGAGACUCCGUGGGUCGGAGUAAUCAACAUUGUUAAACAUGACAACGAAUUGUUUACAUUUUUGUUAUCCUACAUUUUAUAACAGAGAACUGACACUUGAAUGUUUGCUAUCUGAACAAAAAUAUGUGAAUGUGUAUUUAUUAUAAUGUCAACGUUGAUAUUUGCAAUGAAACAAGAGUACAAUAAAAAUGAAAUGACAUGAUA